ACCGCAUCAUGGACGUCAGAAGUAUCUAUAAAAGGUCUGCAGCACAGAAGCUUAAAAAGACAAGAUCACCAGAACUGCUGGAGUCCUUGUACUCCCAGGUCUCCCACUUGGACUCGGUUCUGACGUCGCUGGAGGGACAGAUCCAGGUGCUGGAGGCUGUGCAGAAGUCGCUGCCACAGGAUCUGAUCGGGGACGCGCAGCACGACUCGGGCACGGCCGGCCACGAGCCCGAUAGUCUGGAGGCGAUGCGGACGGUGCUGACAGACGAGCAGACCCGACCCGGCUCAGGUCACUCGGUGGAGCUGGAGCCGGCCGUGCUGCUGCACCUGGAGCGGUGCGCCCACAGGAAGACGCGCCGACAGCUGCAGCUGCUCCAGAACGGCGUCAGCUCUCUGGACACACCGAAGCGUCAACAGGUAGCGAGCGAGCUGGAGUCGCUGCACAUCGAGUCGGAGCAUAGCCUCAACUCGCUGGAGACGCUUGCCUCGCUGGCCAGCUCGGACCGGCUGCUGGACGAGCUGAAGCUGCGUGAGAUGACCAUCUCGCAGCUGCGCAGCCGCGUGCUGCAGCUGGAGCGGGCGCGGCUCGACAAAAUACCCAUGGACCCGGCCAGGGAGAUCACUCGGCUCCAGAGCAGCGUGGUGCAGCUGGAGCGGGUGCGGGACGAGCUGACGCUGCAGAACUUUACGCUCAAGUCGAAGCUGGCUGAGUUCACGCAACAGCUCAGCAACUCGGGGGUGCCGUUCUCGCUGGACUCGCAGCCGCCGACGAACGGUGUCGGCAAGCACGACACCCUCGACGCCAGCAGCCUCACCACCAACAUAUCAUCCGGCUCUCUGGACGACGGCGGCGAUCCUCAGAACAGUGGCAACCACAGACCGAACGGGGUGGACCACAAAUCCACCUACAAAAUCGGCACGGAAAGUGGUGAGCUUCGAAAGCUGCGCUUCACGGUGACGGAGCUGCGCAGCCGAGACGCCGAGCAGCGGCAACGCAUCUCCGAGCUGGAGACGCAGCAGCGGAACCGGCGGAACCAUGACGACCAGCUGCGUGCCCUGGAGGCCCGCCUGGAGGAGACCCGCAGCCGGCAAGAGGUGACGGAGCGGGAUCUGUCCGCGAAAAAGGAGGAGUAUACGACGCUGAAGCUGGACUUUGACAGGGUGAAGGAGGAGAACGGUCGUCUGAAGGACGACCUCAGCCGGAUGAUGAUGCAGGAGAUGGAAAACAGCAGCAAGCUGAUGCGUCUCGGCGACUGCGAGAGUGAGCUGGGACGACUGCUGGACGAUCACCGCACCCUGUCCGAGAGUCUCCACCAUGAGCGGCUGCUGCGGAAGAAGUACUACAACAUGAUGGAGGAGCUGAAGGGUCGGAUCCGCGUGUUCUGCCGGCUGAGGCCGCUGAAUGAGAUGGAGCGAAGACGGGGCGGAGCGGCGGCCAUCAACUGCGCCGACGAGUUCACGCUCUGCGUGGACGGCGACAAGGGCCAGCGCGAGUUCCAGUUCGACAAGGUCUUCACCGACGACACGUCUCAGGAGAGGAUAUUCGAGGAGGUCGAGUCUCUGAUCCAGUCGAGCCUGGACGGCUACAACGUGUGCAUCUGCGCGUACGGCCAGACCGGCUCCGGCAAGACGUACACCCUGCUGGGGGACGAGCGGCAGCCGGGCGUCGUACCACGAGCCUUCCAGCGCCUCUUCCAGCUGACGGAGGCGCGCAGCGGCCAGUUCAGCUACGCCGUCAGCGCCUACAUGCUGGAGCUGUACAACGACCGGCUGCUCGACCUGCUCGCGCCGCCCGGCUCGAGGCCGGGCGAUAAGUUGGAGGUGAAGAAGGACAAGCGAGGCCUGGUGCACGUGCAGGGCGCCACGGUGACGGCGUGCCAGGACGCAGCCCAGCUGCAGCGGCUGUUCCAGCAGGCGGUCAGUACGCGGCACACGGCCGCCACCCGGCUCAACGUGGCCAGCUCGCGCUCCCACCUGGUGAUCGGCGUCACGGUCGAGGCCACCAGCCGCGUCAACGGCACCGUCUUCAGCGGCAAGCUCAGCCUGCUCGACCUGGCCGGCAGCGAGCGCGUCGCCAAGUCGGGCGCCACCGCUGACCAGCUGAAGGAGGCCAACGCCAUCAACCGCUCGCUGUCGGCGCUGGCCGACGUCAUCUCGUCCCUGGCCGCCGAGCAGAGCUUCAUCCCCUACAGGAACAGCAAGCUGACGAUGCUAAUGCAGGACAGCCUUGGCGGCAACGCCAAAACUCUGAUGUUCGUCAACAUCUCGCCGGGGAUCUACAACAUAGACGAGACGAUGGUGUCACUCAUGUAUGCUUCUCGUGUAAAACAAAUCACCAACUCGGCAGCCAGAAACGCAGAGAACAAGGAAAUCACCAGGCUAAAAAACAUUAUCGCGAAGCUGAAGCAGAAGUGCGAGACUGCCCAGUCCUGCGGCGAGGAAUUCGAUAGCUGACCAAACUGAACCCACGCUCAACUGAACUGCUAAAGAUCUCAGUCAACCAAGUUCAGUCGAAGUGAGCCACCGAUAAUUCACUCGUUGUUUGCACACCAGUUCACGUUUAAUAGGUUCACAACCGAUUUUGCUAACAUAACGGUAUUACAUAUGUGAUGACGUUUCGUAUAUUUCGGUCGAGCAGACUUGAUGUGACGACAGGGCGUUUUGACACACGUGCAGCCACCACACUUCAGGAUUACGCCCAGUAGCCACGCUUCGUUAUUUGACCUCAAACGUGUGCACCCUCUAUAUCUGUCCAGGCUGGAGAUUAAAUGUCGAUGCCUUGGUGACGGCUCGAGAUGGACCGUCCUACCUUGCGGUCGAAGGGGAUUUCCUACGCGUUCCUGGGCAAUAAUUGUGAUCCACUGCAAAUGAACCAAAGUGAUAGCAGGUGUGUGAACGAUUUAGAUGUAUUUUUGCGCCAAGUGACAAUGUUUUCCAAUGCGCACCUGUAGGAGACUUGUGAUUACGGCUCGAUGUUGCGUGCACACU
Messenger RNA from Pollicipes pollicipes, 2987 nucleotides. RefSeq names its product kinesin-like protein KIN-14I. Gene Ontology annotation, molecular function: ATP binding; microtubule motor activity; microtubule binding. The transcript is spliced from 9 exons. Bases 9 to 2453 code for a protein of 814 amino acids. Gene Ontology annotation, biological process: microtubule-based movement. The record is from RefSeq and is a predicted model, not a curated record. NCBI's taxonomy places the organism in Eukaryota, Metazoa, Arthropoda, Thecostraca, Pollicipedomorpha, Pollicipedidae.